Molecule: messenger RNA, 651 nt
Organism: Colletotrichum scovillei
Lineage: Eukaryota; Fungi; Ascomycota; Sordariomycetes; Glomerellales; Glomerellaceae
Exons: 2
Coding region: 1-651 (216 amino acids)
Source: RefSeq, a predicted model, not a curated record
AUGCAGCUCAAGGAUCUCCUUCCUGCUGGACUGCUCCUUAGCAACCUCUUUGAUAAGGUGGAGAAGGCUGAAGAGCACGCAGACGGCCGCCUCACCACCACCAACAUCAAGCAGGUGGAACUCGGCGAUGUCAUAUUCUUCCACAAAGACCUGAAUGACCUUAAGCGUCUGCUCGCCGCUGCCGGCUCGGAUUCAGUCACAUUGAAGAAGCUCCCCAAGACGGAUGUUAUCAUCGUCAAGCGAACUACGAGUAGUGGGAAUACUGUCAAUGAUGUUGUUGACGUAGACAUGGAGACCUUACCCGACAGGGAAGAAGCCGCCAAGUCGGAUCCCAGCGGCAACGGCGCCACCAGCGACUACGACGUCGACCCUGAAACCCAACCCACCCAGCUUUCACCCAGAGACGCCAAAUAUAAGACUCCUGGCGUAUUCCCCUGGAGAAACAGGCUCUGUCGCUGCGUUUCCAUCGGCGCCAUCUUUGGAAACAAGGACGACCGUCUAGCCAAGUCCGACGAGCCGCUGCCGCCGUACGAGGAGGGCGUUUCCAUCUUCAACUGGGGCAAUGGCGUCUGCAAAUGCGUUCCUAUGGAUGAUGCCUUCGGCGACCACACUAUAGCGGCGUUGGGGUUGGCUAUUGAGACUAUUGAGUAG